This is a messenger RNA of Neomonachus schauinslandi (Hawaiian monk seal), 1210 nucleotides long. It is a transcript of the gene ZNF596, whose product is annotated as zinc finger protein 596. Bases 62 to 1210 code for a protein of 382 amino acids. The transcript has 4 exons. Gene Ontology annotation, biological process: regulation of DNA-templated transcription. Lineage: Eukaryota; Metazoa; Chordata; Mammalia; Carnivora; Phocidae. The record is from RefSeq and is a predicted model, not a curated record. Gene Ontology annotation, molecular function: RNA polymerase II cis-regulatory region sequence-specific DNA binding; DNA-binding transcription factor activity, RNA polymerase II-specific.
AGAGAGAGGUUUGCUGCAAUGCCAGAGUCCAGAUAGGGAAGAUGAUCUUAAAAAACAAGAAAUGAUAUUCAUGCAACAUAUCUGCAAGAAGGACACAACAUUAAUCAGUGAAAUGCAGAGAUCUCACACUCAAGAGGAUCCUUUUGAAUGCAAUGAUUUCAGAGACAAUUUUACUGAAAUACUAACAUGGACUCAAUAUGUGGUACCUAAAAUGGGAAAGAAUCCCUAUAUCAGCAGAGAAUGUGGAAAAGACAGCAGUUAUUUGACAUCUUUUAAUACACAUAAGCAGAGUCACACUACAAGUAAAUCAUACAAAUGUCAUCAACGUGGGAAUGCCUUUAUUCAAAGCUCUGCCCAUAGACAAACCAAUAAUACUCAAAAUGGAGAGAAAACAUUUGAAUGUCAUGAAUGUGGGAAGGCCUUUGGAAAAAGUUCCAACCUUAGGCGACACGAGAUGAUUCACACUGGAGUGAAACCACAUGGAUGCCAUCUGUGUGGGAAAGCCUUCACUCAUUGCUCUGACCUUAGGAAGCAUGAGAGAACGCACACGGGAGAGAAAUCAUAUGGAUGCCAUCUAUGUGGGAAAGCCUUCAGUAAGAGUUAUAACCUUAGGCGACACGAGAUGAUUCACACCAGGAAAAAACCCCAUGGAUGCCAUCUAUGUGGGAAAGCCUUCACCCACUGUUCUGACCUUAACAAACAUGAAAGAACUCACUUUGGAGAGAAACCAUAUGGGUGCCAUCUAUGCGGGAAGACAUUCAGUAAAACUUCUUACCUUAGACAACAUGAGCGAACUCAUAAUGGAGAGAAACCAUAUGAGUGUCAUCUGUGUGGGAAGGCGUUCACCCACUGUUCUCACCUCAGAAAACAUGAGAGAACUCACACUGGAGAGAAACCAUACGAAUGUCAUCUGUGUGGGAAAGCUUUCACUGAAUCUUCUGUCCUUAGACGACACGAGAGAACCCACACUGGAGAGAAACCGUAUGAAUGUCAUCUGUGUUGGAAAGCCUUUACUGAUUCUUCUGUCCUUAAACGACAUGAGAGAACUCACACUGGAGAGAAACCGUAUGAAUGUCACCUAUGUGGGAAAGCUUUCAAUCACUCUUCUGUCCUUAGACGACAUGAGAGAACUCAUACCGGCAAAUGCAGAAAGCCGGGAGGCCAGAGGACAGGCCGAGUCAUUGGUCUUCACUCGCUUGAGUAUGAUUAG